CAUUGAACUUCCAAAAGUGUUGCUGUCUGAAGAGGAGUGUUAGUCCUGUUUUCUAUGAAGACACAGCCCUGGGUAUCAAAACUGAACAGUGUGCAACAGUUACCUGGCACUUGGUCUCAAUCCAACUGCAUCAAACAGAGACUUGAGAAAAGAUAUUGAAUCCUGUGGCAGCGGAAACACCCAAGAAUGCCAGUCAAGAAGAAAGAUACUGACCGAGCUUUAUCAUUGCUAGAAGAAUAUUGCAAAAAGUUAAGAAAACCAGAGGAACAGCUGUUGAAAAAUGCUGUCAAAAAGGUGAUGAGUAUUUUCAAGAGCAGCUUAUUCCAAGCUUUGUUGGAUAUUCAAGAGUUUUAUGAGGUGACAUUACUAAAUUCUCAAAAGAGUUGUGAGCAAAAGAUUGAAGAAGCCAAUCAAGUUGUACAGAAGUGGGAGAAGACAUCCAUUCUUGCUCCAUGUUAUGAUGGUGUUCAAAACUCUCCAGAGCACGUGUUGAUUUUUGGUUGCAGUGGACCAAAGGAACAUGUUUCCUGUGUUGAACAAAAUAAUGAAAAUCAGUGCUUUGAGAGUGAAACUGAUGAAAAGACAAGUAAGUAUCGAUAUCAAGAUGAGGAUGCUCCACACGAUCAUUCCUUACCUCGGCUAACUCAUGAAGUAAGAGGGCCAGAACUUGUGCAUGUAUCGGAAAAGAACCUAUCUCAAAUAGAAAAUGUCCACGGAUACGUUUUGCAGUCACACAUUUCUCCUCUGAAGGCCAGUCCUGCUCCUAUAAUUGUCAACACUGAUACUUUGGACACAAUUCCUUAUGUCAAUGGGACAGAAAUUGAAUAUGAAUUUGAAGAAAUUACACUGGAGAGGGGGAAUUCUGGCCUGGGAUUCAGUAUUGCUGGAGGGACAGAUAACCCCCACAUUGGAGAUGACCCUGGCAUAUUUAUUACGAAGAUUAUACCAGGAGGUGCUGCAGCUGAGGAUGGCAGACUCAGGGUCAAUGAUUGUAUCCUGCGGGUGAAUGAGGUCGAUGUGUCUGAGGUUUCCCACAGUAAAGCGGUGGAGGCCCUCAAGGAAGCAGGCUCCAUUGUCCGGCUGUAUGUGCGUAGAAGACGGCCCAUUUUGGAGACAGUUGUGGAAAUCAAGCUCUUCAAAGGACCUAAAGGCUUAGGCUUCAGUAUUGCAGGAGGCGUGGGGAACCAGCACAUUCCUGGCGACAAUAGUAUUUAUGUAACAAAAAUUAUAGAUGGUGGAGCUGCACAAAAGGAUGGGAGGUUACAAGUAGGAGACAGACUUCUGAUGGUAAACAACUAUAGUUUAGAAGAAGUAACACAUGAAGAGGCAGUAGCAAUUCUGAAGAAUACAUCUGAUGUAGUCUAUCUAAAAGUUGGCAAACCCACCACCAUUUACAUGACUGAUCCUUAUGGUCCACCUGAUAUUACUCACUCUUAUUCUCCACCAAUGGAAAACCAUCUACUUUCUGGCAACAAUGGCACUUUAGAAUACAAAACUUCCCUGCCACCCAUCUCUCCAGGAAGGUACUCGCCAAUUGCAAAGCACAUGCUUGUUGAAGAUGACUACACCAGGCCUCCGGAACCAGUUUACAGCACUGUGAACAAACUGUGUGAUAAGCCUGCUUCUCCCAGGCACUAUUCCCCUGUUGAGUGUGACAAAAGCUUCCUCCUCUCAGCUCCCUAUCCCCACUACCACCUAGGCCUGCUCCCUGACUCUGAGAUGACCAGUCAUUCCCAACACAGCACUGCAACCCGUCAGCCUUCAGUGACUCUUCAACGGGCCAUCUCCCUCGAAGGGGAACCCCGCAAGGUGGUCCUGCACAAAGGCUCUACUGGCCUGGGCUUCAACAUUGUGGGUGGGGAAGAUGGAGAAGGUAUUUUUGUAUCCUUCAUUCUGGCCGGGGGACCAGCAGACCUGAGUGGGGAACUCCAGAGAGGAGACCAGAUCCUAUCGGUAAAUGGCAUUGAUCUUCGUGGAGCAUCUCAUGAGCAGGCAGCUGCCGCACUAAAGGGGGCUGGACAGACAGUGACGAUCAUAGCACAAUAUCAACCUGAAGAUUACGCUCGAUUUGAGGCUAAAAUCCAUGACCUACGAGAGCAGAUGAUGAACCACAGCAUGAGUUCCGGUUCCGGGUCCCUGCGAACCAAUCAGAAGCGUUCACUCUAUGUCAGAGCAAUGUUUGACUACGACAAGAGCAAGGACAGUGGGCUGCCAAGUCAAGGACUUAGUUUUAAGUAUGGAGAUAUUCUCCACGUCAUUAACGCCUCCGACGAUGAGUGGUGGCAAGCCAGGAGAGUCACACUGGAGGGAGACAGUGAGGAGAUGGGUGUUAUCCCCAGCAAACGGAGGGUGGAAAGAAAAGAGCGUGCCCGAUUGAAGACAGUGAAGUUUAAUGCGAAGCCUGGAGUGAUUGAUUCCAAAGGGGACAUCCCCGGAUUAGGUGACGACGGUUAUGGAACAAAGACUCUGAGAGGACAAGAAGACCUCAUUCUUUCCUAUGAGCCUGUCACAAGGCAGGAAAUAAACUAUACUCGGCCAGUGAUUAUUCUGGGCCCCAUGAAGGAUCGAAUCAACGAUGACUUGAUAUCUGAAUUCCCUGACAAAUUUGGCUCCUGUGUGCCUCAUACUACAAGGCCAAAGCGUGACUACGAGGUGGACGGGAGAGACUAUCACUUUGUCAUCUCCAGAGAACAAAUGGAGAAAGAUAUCCAAGAGCACAAAUUUAUAGAAGCUGGGCAGUACAAUGACAAUUUAUAUGGAACUAGUGUGCAGUCUGUGAGAUUUGUAGCUGAGAGGGGCAAACACUGUAUACUUGAUGUAUCAGGAAAUGCCAUCAAGCGGUUACAAGUUGCCCAGCUCUAUCCCAUUGCUAUUUUCAUAAAGCCCAAGUCUCUGGAACCUCUGAUGGAAAUGAACAAGCGUCUAACAGAAGAACAAGCCAAGAAAACCUAUGAUAGAGCAAUUAAGCUGGAACAAGAAUUUGGAGAAUAUUUUACAGCUAUUGUCCAAGGAGACACCCUAGAAGAUAUAUAUAACCAAUGCAAGCUUGUUAUUGAAGAACAAUCUGGGCCUUUCAUCUGGAUUCCCUCAAAGGAGAAGUUAUAAAUUAGCUACUACGCCUCUGAUAACAACAGAAGAACAUUUAGAAGAACAAAAUAUAUAUAAUAUACUACUUGGAGGCUUUUAUGUUUUUGUUGCAUUUAUGUUUUUGCAGUCAAUGUGAAUUCUUAUGAAUGUACAACACAAACUGUGCGAAGCCAUGAAGGAAACGGAGGGGCCAAAGGGUGGGACAGAAAAGACAUUGCAGUAUGCAGGAAGGCUUUGGUUUGUUCAAAGUACCAGGUGUAGGGAUGAACCUCUGAUGGGCUUUCUGCCCAAGGGAUGGGAAACCUCCUCACCCCAGCAGAUGUCUAGAGCUGAUUUAGCUGCUGAGCUCUCUGUGUUUUUUUGCUUUAAAGAAAAGUUGCCAGCACUCGAACCUCACCAACCUUCCCAUUACCCACAUCUGUAAUGAGUACACUUCGAAUUUUAUAACUAUGCACAUCUUUUGAUUUCUUAACAAGCAAAAGAGAUAAAGAAGGGGGAAAAAAGCAAGGAGUCCCUUUGGAAAUGCUGUGCUAUCAGGGAAAGCUAAUUUGUACAGUUUCUUUGACUGACAUCUGCAAAGACGAGCAUUGCAUAAAAUUCCGAAGUGUAACCUCACCGAGAAGAGGGGAUUCACCUGGGAUUAGCUUUAUGAUUGUUGAUUGUCUAUUUUGCCAUUUAUAAGCUGAAAGACAGCACUAAAGAUGAGAAUAAUUUAUACAAUAAAAAUAUAUUAAAUGUAUAGAAACAAAUUUCUAUAGGUUACAAAAGAAGUUUUGUGAAAUAUUUUGUAAAGACUAAUUGAAAGACUAAAUGUAUGCACUAUCAGAGGAUCAAAUUCAAGAACUGAAAGUUGCACUCUCCCUUUUGUUGCCAAUGAUUCAUUCAGAGCACCCGAGUUCUUUCUGAGUCUGACAAAGACUUCUCCCUCACUUACCUCCCAUGGUCUCUCUUGCGCACUAGUGAUACACAUUUAUGGAGCAUAUCCCUUAAUGAGUGGACAUUUUUGGAGGACAUUUGUUAAUACCAAAUGUCCAGUUUUUCCAGCUGAUGGCUUUUUAGAGACAAACUCAUGCAAAGGACCUACGAGGACCUUUUGCUUUUCUUUAGUAAAAUAACCCGGGCCUACCGUGAAAAUAGUAGAAUAACUUUGUUCCUAGUCACUUGCAUACAAUUCUUAAAGGGCCAGUUAGUAUUCUGGCUAAUCAUGAGUCAAUGGAAUUAUUUUAUUGUUUCACAGAGUUAUUAAGUCUUAUAACAGCUGAAGUUCAUAUUACAUGGGGAGAUCUGUCCGAA
This is a messenger RNA of Dipodomys spectabilis (banner-tailed kangaroo rat), 4380 nucleotides long. RefSeq names its product discs large MAGUK scaffold protein 2 (gene Dlg2). Gene Ontology annotation, cellular component: neuron projection; neuromuscular junction; postsynaptic density membrane. The record is from RefSeq and is a predicted model, not a curated record. The transcript has 27 exons. Lineage: Eukaryota; Metazoa; Chordata; Mammalia; Rodentia; Heteromyidae. The coding region runs from base 187 to 3105 and encodes 972 amino acids. Gene Ontology annotation, molecular function: kinase binding. Gene Ontology annotation, biological process: chemical synaptic transmission.